Messenger RNA from Giardia duodenalis, 390 nucleotides. RefSeq lists its product as uncharacterized. The record is from RefSeq and is a predicted model, not a curated record. The transcript has a single exon. Lineage: Eukaryota; Fornicata; Diplomonadida; Hexamitidae. Bases 1 to 390 code for a protein of 129 amino acids.
AUGCCGGCUGAACCACUCCUAUGUCGACGGCCUGGCUGGUGUCUGGAAGGAAGAGGCCCGGCUCUGGUUCGCCUUGUCAUGGUCAACCCAUACCUUCUGCUCAUGGACCACAGUGCACCUCUUCUUCGACACUGUGUGGUCAUCCAACACGAGAUCGCGUCGAGGCAUCACUUUAUGCAGUGUGUCUGGCUCAGUGACGAUGUGGUCUGCGUCCAUCCUCGCACAGCACACUUAGAGGUGAUGCUUUGGUCUGUUGAGGCGUCGGUCCAGGGUCACAUCUUUCCGAGGGGUAUCAUCUGCAGCAUCAGGAGCGAUCAGGAUCGGUUCACCAAGGUUGUGUCGCUCUAUGAUGACAUCUCAUCUAUAUCAAGGAUAUGUGGCUGUUUGUGA